Molecule: messenger RNA, 2456 nt
Organism: Saccostrea echinata
Lineage: Eukaryota; Metazoa; Mollusca; Bivalvia; Ostreida; Ostreidae
Product: WD repeat-containing protein 43-like
Exons: 17
Coding region: 23-1900 (625 amino acids)
Biological process (GO): maturation of SSU-rRNA from tricistronic rRNA transcript (SSU-rRNA, 5.8S rRNA, LSU-rRNA)
Cellular component (GO): nucleolus
Molecular function (GO): protein binding
Source: RefSeq, a predicted model, not a curated record
CAUAGCCAAACACGUGUUGAAAAUGGCCUCCAUCACACCAUUUGCGAUCUCGGACAACAGUCAAUAUAGCAUUUAUUCGAGUCCCGAUGGGGUGUUGAAACUGUGGGAAGCAGACAAUGGGGUCUUAAAGCAAGAAUAUACACCCAGUGCACACUUGUCAGCGACGUGCACAUGUCUUUCAUGGGGACCAAAAAGAAACCUGGACACUCCAGGACGAAAGAAAAGAAGAAAAUCAGGUGGUACAGCUGUUACAGAACAAUAUGAUUUAAUUGCAGUGGGAACGACAGCAGGAAGCAUCCUUAUAUACAGCAUUGUAAAAGGAGAUGUCAAAACCAUUAUGGAAGAGGGUCAUGCAGACACUGUCAAUGAUGUGUGCUGGCACCCAGAAAACAACACAGUUAUCAGUUGUUCUUGUGACAGACAUAUCAUCCAGUGGAAUGUCAAAUCUGGAAAAGCCAAACACAAAUGGAAAGGUGACAGUGGAAGCAUACAUUCUAUUUGUCUCUGUGCACAGAAUCACCUUUUGUCAUCAGGAAGAUCAAUCAAACUGUGGGAUCUAGAAAAUUAUAGUGUACUAAAGAAAUUUACUGGUCAUGCUACAGAGGUGUUCAGAUUACUUCCCAUACUCCCGAGUCGGACAGAACUGCCGGAAAGUCCAGAAGGAACAUAUUUCUUAUCAGCAGCCCUGAAUGACAGACUUGUGAAUGUUUGGCAAGUAAACACUUCAGUGAAAGAUAAAAGUUCUAUAGCCUCAUUUUCACUCCCAGAGGAACCAGUUAUGUUAGAUUUACAGAAAAUACAGGAAGAGGUGGUAUUGGCUGCUGUGACAAGAAGUGGACAAGUGCUGGUAUUUGACCAUACAAUGAAUGGAAAAGUGAAAAAACCUAUUAAACCAAAAGUGACCAUCCAGAUAGCCUCAUCAGGGGGCAGAGAUUCCAUUCCAAAACCAAUUCAGAUACUAGCCACUCAUCUGUGUGAGGACCAGCGCCUUCUGUUGGUAUACGGAAAUUACCUCAAACCUGUGUUUGAAAAAGUGGUCUUGGAUAUGUCAAGUUCCGAUAUGUGUUUAAUACGAGAUGAACCUGUGUUAUCCUCUAUGAAAAAGCAGGCUGAUGUGUCAAAGUUAAAGACACCAGCUGUUUCCAGUGAUGUAACUGUGCUUGCUCCUGAAAACACUGUCGCCAGUGGACCCUCGUUGAAGGAAAAGAGGAAAAGAAAACCAUCUGUUUCAGAUAUGAACAUGGAAGAGAGGCUGAAUGCCAUCAGUAUAAAUAAACCAGAGACCUCCAAGGAACCCCCUAAAGCCGACACACUAGUGAGACUGCUGACCCAGGGUCUACAAAGUGAAGACAAAAACAUUCUUAAAAGUGUCCUGGGAAGGCCCACCAGUGACACCAUUAUAACCAACACCAUCAAGAUGCUCCCAGUUCAGGCGAUUGUUCCUCUAGUUAAAGAACUGACAAGUUGUGUGUCAGGACCAUCUGAAAAAGGUGGUUUAUAUGUGAAAUGGUUAAAGACUCUGCUUACUGUUCACACAUCUUACUUGAUUACGUUUCCUGACAUGGUAAAUAAUCUGAGUGUCUUGUAUCAGUCUAUGGAUUCACGGACCAGAUUAGUGGACCGCUUGUCAAAACUGAAAGGAAAACUAGAGCUGAUGUUAUCACAGAUUGCAAGCCAAGCUCAGCAAGAGGAAGAUGUCACCCCAGAUCAACGACCACUUCUUAUGUAUCAGGAAGAGUCGUCAGAUGAAGAUAUGGCUAUCGACAAUUUAAUGCCAGAGAGAUCAGACACUGAGGACUUUGAUGAUUUAUUUCUAUCGGAUACGGAGGGGGCCACAGAUCACGCUCAAGUAAACGGCACCGAGGAGGAGGAGGGAGAGGAGGACAUGGAGUCUGACUGAGAGCAGACAACCAGGAUAGCCUUCAUUCAUUGGAUAACAGGAAUGGUCAUUGUUCAUUGGAUGACAGGAAUGGCCAUUGUUCUUUGGUGCUCAUUUGUCUGGUCAAACCAGUCUAAAUUUUAUUGCAUGACUUCUGUCUGUGAUCCUUUUUGCUGGAAUAAAAUGACUUUAAUUGAGCUGAAAAUUGAUUAUUUAUUCAUCCCUGAGAGAAUAAAAAAGUGCUCGUGCUCUACAUGUCAGUAAACGAUAAAUUGCUGCAAGCAGUGCAUGGUGAAGAUAAAACUCUGAGAACUCUGAAGAUAAAACUCUGAGAACUGAUUGACAGUAUGUUCCUUCAUCCUCAGUUAAUAUAUGAUAUGUGUACAAUAUGACAUGUAUGGUGUAUGGUGGUGGAAUGUAAUGCAGAGGAACAGUUCAGUAGUUACAAAAGCCUGCAUUCAUCCACCACUCUUGGUUGUAGAUAUCAAAUUGUUGAUAUUUUCAUAAAACUGUUACUGAUUAUAUUAAAGAAAUACAACUAUAUGAAUAAAAUAUGAAAAAAAUGUUAACAUUAUAU